AUGAUGGUGGAGAUGUCGGCCGUCCAGAAGGUGGGGGUGAAGAAGGAGCCGGGGGUGAGGGGAGACGACAGUGGCACGGCCGACGACACAAGCGAGUCCGAGUUUGAAGAAGAAGAAGAGAGAAUUAACAAAGCAGUACUAGCAGCCCCAGUGAAGUAUCGAAAGGUCGUCGAGGAGCAUCUCCGGGCCUGGAUAGAGGCAGGAGGGUGCAGGAGGGAUGUCGCGGACGCCUACUUCGACAACCCGCCACGCUGCCCCAUAUCCCCUUCCUUGUGCUGCGACAACUGCGCCGCCGCUGCCUCCCUCUCAACUGUACCAUUGCCCGCUUCUGCCUCCACCACCCCCAGUGGGCCGAUGGUGGCGUCCGCCACAGCACCGCCACCCCCGGCCAUGGACGUCGCCACCGCCGAUCACCAUCUCAACCCCGCACUGGACGAGGACGAGGACGAGGGUGGCUCGGGUAUCCGCCAACAGACCGCAGCCCCUCACAUCAGUUCCCCUACGCGUUCUGUCGACAACCCACUGCGCUCCCGUAUGUCUCCCAAGCGGCGUGCGGGCACCCAUCUCAAGACCGUGAAAACUCAGCUCGUGGACUGGCGAUACACGACGCGGCGGACCAAAUACAAGUUUUCCUCCCUCAAGGCCGAGAACCUCCUCCCCGACACCGCGCUCACCACCAUCGCUUCCCUCCGUCGGGAUCUGAAGACGAUCCAUGACCUCAAGCGGGUCCUCAACCCCCCCUGGCCCCAUGUCGACGCAAUGGGGAGGAGGUCCUCAAGAUUGUCCGAGAACUAG
Dichomitus squalens LYAD-421 SS1 is the source of this 795-nucleotide messenger RNA. RefSeq lists its product as uncharacterized. Lineage: Eukaryota; Fungi; Basidiomycota; Agaricomycetes; Polyporales; Polyporaceae. The transcript is spliced from 3 exons. The record is from RefSeq and is a predicted model, not a curated record. The coding region runs from base 1 to 795 and encodes 264 amino acids.